Messenger RNA from Rotaria sp. Silwood1, 582 nucleotides. The record is from the annotation of a GenBank genome assembly. NCBI's taxonomy places the organism in Eukaryota, Metazoa, Rotifera, Eurotatoria, Philodinida, Philodinidae.
AUGGGCAAAAUCGAACUGGCAAAAACAAAUUACGAACGAGCACAAGAUUCCAAUCCAAACAAUGAUGAUGACGAUGAAAAGUUGGAACAAGAUUUUGAAGCACUUAUUCAAUUGAGCAAUACUUACAAAGUACCCCACCGUCGUGCUAAAGAACACAUUCUACAAAAUCUUACCAACGCACUUGAUGAAACUACGAAAGAUGAUCAUAAACGAUCAUUAGAAUUUCGUCUUGGAAAUUUUCAUUACGAUGCAAAGAAUCAUCGUGAAGCGAAUCGUUUCUGGGACCAAGCACGUAAAGGAGUAUCAUCUAAUCAAACUAUUACCGAAGCAAUUUUCAAUGAAUUAGUUCAGCAUCAUAAAACAAAGAUCUCAAGAGGUGACGAAAAUGCUGAAGAUCAUGAUGAAACCAGUGAUACGGACACUGAAGAGUAUGAUGAAACAAGUGAUACGGACACUGAAGACCAUGAUGAAACAAGUGAUACGGAAAAUGAAGACCAUGAUGGAAAAAGUGAUACGGAAAAUGAAAACCAUGAUGGAAAAAACAUUGAAGGAGAAAUUGCAAGUUCAAGACACCGAUAUUAA